AUGCCUGCAGCAUUAAAGCAACCAAUUUCACUAGUUGGAUGGGACUUGAUAAAUGAUCUAAGUGCCUUGCCAGAAAAUGAAGAUAUUAUUACAGAUUUUCUUUUGGAAAGGCUUCAACGUGGUCAAAUUUAUACAUGGGUUGGUUCCCUACUCUUGACACUAAAUCCUAACAAUGAAAUAUCAACAUCUCAUUUGUACAAUUCUUCAGAAUUCAAUAAGUAUACUAACAUAUCUGAUAUUUAUGAUGCAAAACCUCACAUAUUUACCGUGGCCGCUAAGGCGCAUUACAAUCUUAUUAAAGAACUUGGAAAAAGCUGUCAGGUGAUAAUCAUAAGUGGAGAAACUGGAAGUGGAAAAACAUACAAUACUUUUAAGUGUUUAGAAUUUCUUAGUAGUGUUCACAAAAAUUCAGUACAACACUCUCAAGGAGACUGUAUGUACAACAUUAUGCUAAGAAUUACAGACGCUUGUCGUUUAAUAUCUGCUUUUACAACUGCGUGUACUGAGAAAAAUGAAGUAAGUUCAAGGCAUGGACAGCUUGUAAGGCUUCAUUAUAAAGGUGGUAUUAUUUCUGGUGCAACCAUUAAUUCAUUUCUUUUGGAGAGGAGUCGGGUAACAAGAGGAUCGCGCAAUUUUCAAAUUUUUUAUCAGAUGAUAUGUGGAAUGUCAGAAGCAGAACUUAAAACUUUUAACUUGUCCAGAGAUGAUUGUUAUGAUAUAUUAAGUGCGGUAGAUUACACUAAAGGAAUAUAUUAUCAGGACAGCUUUCAAGAUACUCUAAAGGCAUUGAAUGUUUUAGGCUUUGAACCUGAUCAGAAAAAACAUAUUCUUCAAGUUCUUGCAUUAUUAAUUCAUAUGGGAAAUAUUAAAUUUGUAAAGGAUGGUGAAACUUGUACAAUUGAUCUUAGUAACAAUAAAUCCAAGGAAGCUCUAAAAAAUACUUGUGCUCUCAGUUCUUUGACUGAAGAUAUAGUGAUGGAGUUGCUUACUACUAUCCUUAUAAAUCCACAAAGUACUUGGCGAAAACAUACUUCGUUUCAUCGACAUCUUGUUACUGUUGAUGCGUGUCGCAACAGAUUGCAUAGUAUAAUUAGACAUAUGUACGAUCUUCUUUUUCAUUGGAUUCUAAAUCAUAUAAAUAACACUUUAUCCUUAAAACAAGAAUAUUCUCAAUGGCUUGGUAUAUUAGACAUAUUUGGUUUUGAAUCAUUUGAUAAAAAUGGCAUAGAGCAACUCUGUGUAAAUUAUGCUAAUGAGAAAAUGCAACAAUAUUUCAUAGAAACUUACGUGGAAAAUAGUCAUAAAGAUUUACAAGAAGAAGGUUUCAUUGAAUGUUUUAAUUCUUUAUACACUACUAAUUCAUACAAGAAAUGUUUAAAUAUCAUUGAAGAAAAUUUAUUCUUGACUUUGAAUGAUGCUUGUCAGGUUCCUGUAGCAAUUAACAUGUCAACGAUAAUACAAUCAGCAUGUACAAAUUUACAUAAUGUACAGAGAAAGUUUUUAAGUGAAAGAGAAGGAAAUUUCGUUAUAGAACAUUACUCUGGUCCUGUCGCGUAUUCUAUCGAAGAUUUAUUAUCUAAAAAUACAGAUAAGGUUCCAAACGAAAUAUCUAUAAUUUUUAAUACAAGCAGAAAUAAAUUCCUUCGUUCUUUGAUUAAUUUUGAGGAAGAACAAGACUUACAAAUAAAAAUGUCUACCAAGAAACGAACGAUUUUAGCUAAAUUAAAAUACAAUAUGGAUACCCUUAUUAAAGAACUGAGCAAAUGUGAUUUACUUUAUGUACGAUGUGUUAGGCCAAAUCGUUCGAUAAAUAAUGAAUGGGAUCGAAAAGACUUUCAAAAACAAUUGGCUUGCACUGGAGUUUUUCAUGCUUUGCCCUUGGCUAAAUGUAAAUAUCCUAUUCGUUUACGUUAUCGAGAUUUUUAUCACCGCUACUCCAAAAACCCUACAGAAAUUAUUGAUCAUGAUAAAUGUAAACUGAUCCUUGAGGCAAUUACAUCUAAGAAAGAACUACAUACAUUAGUUCAUUUUGGAAAGCAACUGAUAUUUUUAACAGAGUCUAUCUUCCUAAAACUAGAGACAUAUAGAAGGAAUUACCGUGUAAAGUGUGCUAAUAAAAUACAAACAUUUUGGAUAAAGCAUAGAUGUAAAACAAUUCCUGCUAUUUCGAAGUAUUUAACGACUAAUUAUCAAAUAGAAAAUGUACAUAAAAUAAAUGAAAAUGCCACGCAUGUCAAAAUUAUACUGGAUAGUGAACUGAAAAAAUCGAAUAUUUCCGAGGAGGAGGAUGACGUAUUUCUUACUAGUAGUCCCCUGAAAAAUAAUAACGAAGUAGACCACUCAUAUUUUGUAACAAAAUGCGAGAACGAUAUCGAGGAUGAUAAUACAAAUGAAAAUUCGAAUGAAACCCGUUCAGAAAGUAAAAAUAAUGACACAAAGAUAAAUAGUGUCUUUAAAAAGGUACAACAUGAUCUUGAAAAUUGGCAAAAAAAAUUCAAGAAUGUUAAACAUCAAUUGAGAAAUAUGCACACUGAAAAUCAUUUCAAAAGCAAUGCUAAACAAUUUAUGAAACAGAUCAAAUCUCAUAGUUUUUCAAAAUCUAAAUAUUGCAAAAAUUUCCAUGUGUAUAAUGAUAAUAUAGAUAUUAGUUGUAACGAGAAUAAUAAUAAUUUAUUGAAACAGCAUUUAGGUGAUAUAACAUUACACGUUUCUUCGGCUAACACACAAUGUACGGAUAAUGAUGAUGAAAGGAAGUGGUCUAUUUGUUACAAUACGGACAAACAUUUCUGUACUAUACAAGUAAAUUCUUGUACAUUUUUUUAUAAAAAUGGAAUUUUAAGUCGGCGGCGACUUGCUGCAAUACCGAUAAGGAUGCACACUCGUGCUACAUGUUUGGUUAAUUCACAUAUAUUACCGCGUAGUGCAUUACCGCAAGGAUUACGGGACUGUCUUUAACAGAACGAGAAUUGAUCUUUUUGAUAAGCAAUAUACAGAAG
Habropoda laboriosa is the source of this 2996-nucleotide messenger RNA. Its product is annotated as unconventional myosin-XIX-like. The record is from RefSeq and is a predicted model, not a curated record. The transcript is spliced from 15 exons. Gene Ontology annotation, biological process: actin filament organization; vesicle transport along actin filament. Bases 1 to 2955 code for a protein of 984 amino acids. Gene Ontology annotation, cellular component: myosin complex; cytoplasm; actin cytoskeleton. NCBI's taxonomy places the organism in Eukaryota, Metazoa, Arthropoda, Insecta, Hymenoptera, Apidae. Gene Ontology annotation, molecular function: actin filament binding; microfilament motor activity; ATP binding.